AUGUACCUCUCCUCCGCCGCCUGCGAAAACUUCGGUCUGGUCAUCAACACACAGAAGACGGUGGUCAUGCACCAACCGCCACCCCACUUAGCCACACCCCCCAAUGCGCCGCCGCCGCAAAUCAGCGUGAACGGAACUCAAUUGCAAUUGGUGGAUAAGUUACCGUACCUGGGCAGUACCCUCUCCCUUAGCACCAAAAUCGAGGCAGAAAUCGCCCACAGGAUUUUGAAAGCCAGUCAGGCGUUCGGUCGAUCCCAAAGCACAGUUUGAAAUCGUCAUGGUCUCCAACUCAGCGCGAAGCUGAAGAUGUACAAGGCCGUCAUCCUGUCACGGAGCAGAGACCUGGGCGGUGUACACGAGGCAGGCACGCCGGCUGAACCACUUCCACCUCACUUGUCUUCGUCGCAUCCUGAGGCAGGAUCGAAUCCCUGACACCGAUGUGCUGGAACGGACGGGAAUCCCCAGCAUAUACACCAUGCUGAGACAAAUGCAACUGCGUUGGAGCGGCCACCUGGUGCGCAUGAACGACAAGCGACUACAGAACGAUUCUUCUACGGAGACGUCGCGACGGGUUCUCGCCGCCAAGGAGGCCAAAGUCGCCGUUACAAGGAUAGUCUGAAGUCCUCCCUGAAGCGUCUGCAAAGUAACCCGACCAACUGGGAAGAGCUCGCACUCGACCAAACGACCUGGAGGCGGACAGUGAAAACAGGCGCUAUAUACGAAGCCAAGCGCAUCGCCGCCGCCAAAGUAAAACGCGGAGCACGCAAAUCACAGCUACGAACACUCCGCAACGCCGACACACAACCGCUUCCAACAUGUCCUCGGUGUCAACGGGCAUUCGGAGCACGAAUUGGGCUUACUGGACACUUUCGGAUAAACUGCACCUCUCGGACAGCCCCAGUCGUCGUCCCUCCGCCCGCCUCUUCCUCGUAGUCUCCGUCGCCAACUAACUCUGACUGCUCAUCCGAACCACCACUUCCAUCCUCUUCCUCCUCCUCCUGCACUGCCCCAACGACGGCCACUCUGGCGGCUGUCAUGCACAUCAACAUCACUCACAUACCUGACACAACAAUGGACACCACGCCUACAACCUCCGACUCCAGAGGUGAGGACCAGGACUACACCAGCCCUCACUGCGAUCGCACCUUCACCUCACACAUCGGCCUGGUCGGUCACUUGCAAAUGCAAUGCACAGAGGCUGGCGAGCCAGUGUCUUGA
Spirometra erinaceieuropaei is the source of this 1218-nucleotide messenger RNA. The record is from the annotation of a GenBank genome assembly. Lineage: Eukaryota; Metazoa; Platyhelminthes; Cestoda; Diphyllobothriidea; Diphyllobothriidae.